This is a messenger RNA of Aspergillus lentulus, 1035 nucleotides long. RefSeq names its product M20 family metallopeptidase. The record is from RefSeq and is a predicted model, not a curated record. Lineage: Eukaryota; Fungi; Ascomycota; Eurotiomycetes; Eurotiales; Aspergillaceae. Gene Ontology annotation, molecular function: hydrolase activity.
AUGUCCGAAGCUCCAGUGGUAACCCUCCUCAAAUCCCUCAUCCAGGUCCCCAGCACCAGCGACCACGAACAAGACAUCGCCCGCUGGCUCGACAACCACCUCUCCACCCUGGGCUACACCGUCGAGCGCAUCCCCAUCGCCCCAGGCUCAACCCGCGAAAAUGUCUACGCGUACCUAGGCUCCUCGCGCAGGGUAAGAGCCUGUCUCACCGCGCACAUGGACACCGUCCCGCCGCAUAUCCCGCUACGCGUUGAAGGGUCGACCAUCUACGGCCGCGGCGCCUGCGACGAUAAGGGUCCCAUGGCUGCGCAGAUCUGUGCGCUUGAGGAGCUGCGUGCGGAGGGGGCGGUCAAGGAAGGUGAUGUUGGUUUGUUGUUUGUUGUGGGCGAGGAGAAGGGAGGUCCUGGGAUGAUUGCGGCGAAUGAUCAUGAUUUGAAGUUUGAGGGUGUGGUGUUUGCGGAGCCGACCGAGGGGAAAUUGGUUGUUGGGCAUAAGGGACAUUUGGUGUUUGAGUUGGUUGGCGAGGGGAAGGCGUGUCAUUCCGGAUACCCCCAUCAUGGCAUCAACGCCAAUGCCGCUCUGGUCGAAGUCCUGAAUGAGUUCUUGUGCACUAAAUUCCCCGAGUCGUCGCUGCUGGGUCCGUCGACCUUCAACAUUGGCAAAAUUGAAGGAGGAGUGAGCUAUAACAUCGUCCCGGCUUCCAGCACGGCACUAUGCGCUGUCCGUGUGGCGACUGAUAUGGCCAAGUGUAAGAGAAUCGUGUCGGAGGUCGUUGCGAAGCAUCCACACGUCAGACUGGAAUUCAAGUUCGAAUAUCCGGAGACGUUGCUUGAUCAUGAUGUCGAAGGGUUCGAAACAGCACCAGUGUCAUAUGGAACAGAUGUUCCUCGAUUCAAGGGAGAUCAUAAAAAGUACCUAUACGGUCCUGGUUCAAUCCUGGUGGCCCAUGGAGAAAACGAGCAGAUUGAGAUUGACGAACUGCUGGAAGGUGUCAGGGCGUAUAAAACGUUGGCCACCCACUUAUUGAAAACCUGA